This is a messenger RNA of Tachysurus fulvidraco (yellow catfish), 588 nucleotides long. RefSeq names its product C-type lectin domain family 4 member F-like. The transcript is spliced from 5 exons. Bases 1 to 468 code for a protein of 155 amino acids. NCBI's taxonomy places the organism in Eukaryota, Metazoa, Chordata, Actinopteri, Siluriformes, Bagridae. The record is from RefSeq and is a predicted model, not a curated record.
AUGACACAGGAACAUGAAGCCAAGGAAAUUAUUAUCUUUGCCUUAGAGAUAGAAAAACUGUAUGAAGCACUGAAGGUGGAGCAUCAGCAAGUUCAGGAGGAUCUCGCAGCACGCAGUGUUUUAGAGACAGAGAAACUGAUUGGGAUGCUGAAGGCAAAAUACCAGCAAGCUCAUGAACGUCUCUCUGUAUGCAAUGCAAAACAAACCUGCACACUUUGUGAGGAAGGAUGGAAGUCUCUUGGUUUAAAGUGUUAUUACUUCUCCACUGAUAAACUGAACUGGACACAGAGUCGAGAUUACUGUGUGGAGAAAGGAGGUCACCUGGUGAUUAUAACCAGCCAAACUGAACAGGGCUUUUUAAUUUCACAAAUUGGAGAAACACACUGGAUUGGAUUGAAUGACUUGGAGACUGAGGGUCAGUGGAUGUGGGUGAACAACAAGCCCUUAAAUGAGACGGGUGUAACGUAAGGACAGUGUUCACUCACACACUCUAUUUCUCAUUAACCUCUUCUUUUCUUCACACUAAACUCAUUUUACUAUUACAAAGCUCCAAUAAUAUAUAUACUCAUUUAUGCAGAAAAUAAAUUC